Rhinolophus ferrumequinum (greater horseshoe bat) is the source of this 5567-nucleotide messenger RNA. RefSeq names its product adenosine monophosphate deaminase 3 (gene AMPD3). Gene Ontology annotation, cellular component: cytosol. The record is from RefSeq and is a predicted model, not a curated record. The transcript is spliced from 15 exons. Lineage: Eukaryota; Metazoa; Chordata; Mammalia; Chiroptera; Rhinolophidae. Bases 668 to 2971 code for a protein of 767 amino acids. Gene Ontology annotation, molecular function: AMP deaminase activity. Gene Ontology annotation, biological process: IMP salvage; AMP metabolic process.
UUUCACAGUGAGGAUAGACAGUGGGUGCUCACUAACGGAUGGUUUCAUUUCCCCCUUGGUGACAAAUUUGAUGUGAGAGUUGAAAAAGAGAAAAUGAAGAUAACUCCCAAGUGUUGCCUGGGAGAGUGAGGGCUGGUGCUAUCAUUCACUAAGACUGGAAACUCAGGAGCACUGAGCAGAUUCUGGCGCAUUCCUGGGAGGAAAUUAGGAGUUUGAGUUUGGAUACGUUUUUCAUGAGCCUAGAAAUCUCUAGUGAAGAUGUGCCCCAGGAAGUUGGAUACACCAUCUGCAGUUCUGGAGCAUUCUGGGCUGGAGAUGAAGUUCAAGAGUCAUUAGCUGGGAGGAGGUUGUUAAAACCAUGAUAGUGGGUGAGAUCCCCAGUGGCCCAGCCAAGUGAGUGAGGACGCAGGCCGCUGUGGGACCCGCGGGAACACACCAUCAAAAGCCAGGCGGUGGAGGCCCGGAAGCUGCAUUCACCAAGGAAAGUGCAAAAUUUGGUGAGAGGCGAGACCUGAGCCACUGCUGGAAACUGUGUACUUCAAGCAUUACAGACGGAAGGCGUGGUCAGCAGGUUCAAAUACUGGGGAGAGGCAAGUGAGGGAGGUUCCAGCGCACUCGCUGGCUUUGGCAACUAGGCUGUCAGUGCGGACUUGGAGGAGCAGCCGAGAUGCCACGCCAAUUCCCCAAGCUGAACAUCUCUGAGGUGGAUGAGCAAGUCCGGCUCCUGGCUGAGAAAGUGUUUGCUAAAGUGCUCCGAGAAGAGGACAGCAAAGAUGCCUUAUCCCUCUUCACUGUCCCCGAGGACUGCCCCAUCGGGCAGAAGGAGGCCAAGGAGAGAGAGCUGCAGAAGGAGCUGGCGGAGCAGAAGUCUGUGGAGACUGCAAAAAGAAAGAAAAGUUUCAAGAUGAUUCGGUCCCAGUCCCUGUCUCUGCAAAUGCCAACGCAGCAAGACUGGAAGGGUCCCCCGACAGCCAGUCCAGCCUUGUCUCCCACAAGCCCUGUCCUCCAAGAAGCCACUUCCCAGCCCAUGCCAGCGCCCUAUACUGUGUCUGAGUUCCAGCGGGUCACCAUCAGUGGAGAUUACUGUGCCGGGAUCACUGUGGAAGACUAUGAGCAGGCUGCCAAGAGCCUGGCCAAGGCCCUGAUGAUCCGGGAGAAGUACGCCCGGCUCGCCUAUCACCACUUCCCACGGACCACGGCCCAGUACCUGGGUUAUCAGUGGGCAGACAUGGCACCUCCGGAAGAGGGCUGCCCAGACUUCCACCCUCCCCCACUGCCCCAGGAAGACCCUUAUGACCUGGAUGAUGCGCCCCCCAACUUGGGCUACCUGGUCCGCAUGCAGGGCGGCAUCCUCUUUGUGUAUGAUAACCAGAAGACACUGGAGAGCCAGGAGCCCCACAACCUGCCCUACCCCGACCUGGAGACCUACACGAUGGACAUGAGCCACAUCCUGGCUCUUAUCACGGAUGGGCCCACGAAAACAUAUUGUCACCGGCGACUGAACUUUCUGGAAUCCAAGUUCAGCCUUCAUGAGAUGUUAAAUGAAAUGUCCGAGUUCAAAGAGUUGAAGAGUAACCCCCACCGAGACUUCUAUAAUGUGAGAAAGGUGGACACGCACAUCCACGCAGCUGCCUGUAUGAACCAGAAGCACUUGCUGCGCUUCAUCAAGCACACAUAUCAGACGGAGCCCGACAGAAUUGUGGCCGAGAAGCAGGGCCGGAAGAUUACCCUGCGGCAGGUGUUUGACAGCCUGCACAUGGACCCCUAUGACCUCACUGUGGACUCUCUGGACGUCCACGCGGGCCGGCAGACAUUCCAUCGCUUUGAUAAGUUCAACUCCAAAUACAACCCUGUGGGGGCCAGUGAGCUGCGUGAUCUGUAUUUGAAAACUGAAAACUACCUGGGAGGAGAGUACUUUGCUCGGAUGGUUAAGGAGGUGGCCCGGGAGCUGGAGGAGAGCAAGUACCAGUACUCAGAGCCACGGCUCUCCAUCUACGGCCGCAGUCCUGAUGAGUGGCUCAACCUCGCCCGCUGGUUCAUCCAGCACAAGGUCUACUCACCCAACAUGCGCUGGAUCAUCCAGGUGCCCCGGAUCUAUGACAUAUUUAGGUCAAAGAAGCUGCUGCCAAACUUUGGGAAGAUGCUGGAGAACAUCUUCCUGCCCCUUUUUGAGGCCACAGUCAACCCCCAAGAUCACCGAGAGCUUCACCUCUUCCUCAAAUAUGUGACAGGAUUUGACAGCGUGGAUGAUGAGUCCAAGCACAGCGAACACAUGUUCUCGGACAAGAGCCCGAGCCCGGACAUCUGGACCAGUGAGCAGAACCCGCCCUACAGCUACUACCUGUACUACAUGUACGCCAACAUCAUGGUGCUAAACAACCUCCGCAGGGAACGAGGCCUGAGCACAUUCCUGUUCCGGCCUCACUGUGGGGAGGCCGGCUCCAUCACCCACCUGGUGUCUGCUUUCCUGACUGCCGACAACAUUUCCCAUGGGUUGCUCCUCAAGAAGAGUCCGGUGUUGCAGUAUCUCUACUACCUUGCUCAGAUCCCCAUUGCCAUGUCUCCUCUUAGCAACAACAGCCUGUUCCUCGAAUAUUCCAAAAACCCUCUGAGGGAAUUUCUGCACAAGGGGCUGCAUGUUUCUCUCUCCACCGAUGACCCCAUGCAGUUCCACUACACGAAGGAAGCACUUAUGGAAGAAUAUGCAAUUGCAGCUCAGGUGUGGAAGCUGAGCACGUGUGACCUGUGUGAAAUCGCCAGGAACAGCGUGCUGCAGAGCGGCCUCUCACAUCAGGAAAAGCAAAAAUUUUUGGGACAAAAUUAUUAUAAAGAAGGACCUGAAGGAAAUGAUAUUCGAAAGACAAAUGUUGCUCAGAUCCGGAUGGCGUUCCGACACGAGACCUUAUGCAAUGAGCUCAGCUUCUUGUCCGAUGCCAUGAAAUCAGAAGAGAUCACAGCCCUGACCAAGUAGGCCCAGCACUGGACAUGCAUUUUAACUUUUUGGUUUAGUUUCAAGUCUGCUGUGAGUAACAGUGGUCAAAAUACCAAACUGGGACUUUCCUGUUGGAGAGGGUGCCUCUAGAGAACUUUCACACCAGUGAUUUUGGUUGCAUUGUUCAAUUUAAGAUCUAACAUGCCCACUUGUUAAUAUUUCUGAGUAAUAGAUAGUGACUCCUCCUUGGGGAUCUGGGAGCUGAACACUUGUCUACACUCAUUCCUAGUUAUCCAAGUAUUUCUCUUGAAACCACUAGUGCUUGUGUUGUUGGGGCCAGGAUCUUCCACGGUCCAGUGCCCACUAAUGGGAGGUCCGUGUGGUUUUCUACCAUAGUCUUUUAUGGGCCUUGCAGGCUAUUUGGUAGUUGUUCAUUUCAGCCUCUGGCUGGCUGGCUGCCUUAAACAAAAUCAAUUUCAAAGCUCCCUUCCAUAAAGGAGCUACUUUGAGACAAUUAAAAUAGAAUACUUCCUUGUGUUUUUUGUUUUUUUUUUUAAUGAAUUUAAGCUGUUUUAUUUAGCCCUCCAUACUCCUUUCUAUUUAAGAAUCCGAAUGUGUACAUUGAAAUAGUCACUCCUAUUUUGCGUCUUGGUUUCCUCAUCUGAAAAGUGAGGGUUUGGACUAGAUGAGAGGUUUUCAAAUGGUGUUCUGUGAGUCGAGGGGAGUGAGGCUCUGUGUGCUGCCUUUACUUCUUCAAAGUGACUCUGCUUUCAUCAGUUGUUCAUUGGGAUUUAUACGUAAUUUUCAUGUGAACUGAGAACUUUGAAAAGCACAGGACUGGGUGGUCUUGGUUCCUUUGGCUCUAAUAUUCUAUGGUUAUAGCCCAAUCAUUAUUAUAGUUAUGAUGGGUGAAUUAGGGCCAAAGAAGUGAAAUUUACUUGAGGUUACACAGCUAAUAAGUAAUAGGAGUAGGUGUCCCUACUCCUGAUUCAGUCUUUCCCCCACUAUUCCAUGAGGCCUCUAACAAAUGUUAGAAUUUUUAUCACUGUACCCUGGGGCAUUUUUUUUUUAAAGAUGAAAUUUCUCCCUUACCUAAUACGCAGACCUUUUUCAGAAGAUGUAGGUGGUUCCAGGGGCCAGGUAGAAAGUAUUUUUUAAGACCAAUCUGAAUUUUAGCUUUACCCAUGUAUUCUUCAUCUGUGUUACUAGUGCCUGGUACCUCGUAGGUGCUCAAUAAACGUAUAUUGAAUAAUUAAAUGAAUUUCUCUUUUGGCAACUUUUUAAGGAUAUGUGCUCCUGCUAUACAACAAGCUGCUCAAGGACCUUCCUAAGUAUUUCUGUGGGCAACUGCCGACUAUGGGAAGUCCUUCUGAAUCGUUAUGGGGUUAGAAGAACCCCAUUUUUGCCUGUGAAAAUGCUUAUUUGACUUUAGAUUGUCUUGUACUGUGACUUUAUAAUGCUUGUUCUCUUCACUUGUCAACUUUUGUACAAUUUAUUGUACAAACAAUAAAUGUGUGUGUUUUUUUAAAACUAGGCCAACAUAUAUGCCAUCUUACAGCUAAUCAUGAAACUGAAUGAAAACCCAGCAUUUAUCUUAGGUAUUAUUUUCGAAAAGACCCCGUUUGUAUACAUUUGCCCUAACACAGCAGGCAUUGUAGUUUUUCAUUGUAAUUUUAUCUGUAUCAAGUAUUUGUUUUUAAUUAUUAAAUAAAGUCUGUUGGGACUGUAGCUCAAUAAUUUAAAACUAUUUCAAAUUAAUACUAAUUUAAAGCAAAUUUUUUUUUUUAACUUUAAAAAAAGAUUGGGCAUCAGGAAAAGCUAUCAAUAACUACUAAUUUAUUUUUAACUAAGACUCAGACAUGGUUGACAUUUGCUAGGAAAACUAAAAAAUUUCAAGCUGAAGCUCACCAGACUCAGAAGGUAAACCUUUGCUGUUUUUCUCUGACUUCUACCCUGUUACAGUUUGUGAGCAAAGCCACAUGUAUUUGUUUCCUUUUCUGUGGUUAUUACUUUAAUCUGUUCAGCCAACAUUUGUUGGAUUUUACAUGUCCUGCAAACUUUUCAGAUACCUUUUUCUAUAGCACUUUACACUUUUAUUACAUCAUUGUACCUAUCUGGCCUUUUUUGGGGGGUGAACGCUACUUUCUUUCGUGUUCACAGUUGGAGUCAAAGGCAACUACCAGGGGUGCCAAAAAAUGUAUACACAUUUUAAGAGUUGUUAUCUAUGUAUUAACUUUUCGAAGUUAAAUGGAAUUAUGGUAGCAAUGUGUAGUAUGAUGUUUGCUCAAAAGAUGGCGUUAAUCAAAUGAAUGCUAGCAUCACUAUGUGACAGGCAGGCCAAAGAAAAUGGCGGAAAUUAGAGAAUGUUGUGGAAGUACAAUGACAAUGGAGGCAUGAGCAUGCAACAGAACCUCCAACACGCCUAACAACUGCAUGCAUUCCUGAGACGCAUGGUACUGUGUGUGAUGUGCACACAAGAAGAUCUGGGAGGCCUCACACAGCAACUAGUCCUGCUUCUUCUGCUGUGGUGUUGGAACAGUUUACACGCUCACCACAGAAGUCUACCAAUGUUCGCUGCAAUCAGAAAUGUCUGGACACUGAUGGUAACCACUUUGAGCACCUCUUGUAAUUGCAG